Molecule: messenger RNA, 966 nt
Organism: Pseudoliparis swirei
Lineage: Eukaryota; Metazoa; Chordata; Actinopteri; Perciformes; Liparidae
Product: dual specificity phosphatase 29-like
Biological process (GO): negative regulation of MAPK cascade; protein dephosphorylation
Cellular component (GO): cytoplasm
Molecular function (GO): MAP kinase phosphatase activity; protein tyrosine/serine/threonine phosphatase activity
Source: RefSeq, a predicted model, not a curated record
AUGCCCAGAGGCCUCGGCUGCUUGGGGAGCCCGGAGGGGCAAGACGGCAGGUAUCAGACCCCCGCGGCGUCAGAGCUCCAGAGGCUGAUGUGGACAAAGAGAGCGACCAACAGCCAUCUGGAUGAGGUUCAGCCCAGGAUCUAUAUUGGAGACAUGUAUGCCGCCAGAGACAAGAGGACACUCCGGGCUCACCACAUCACCCAUGUACUUAACGCCGCUAAUGGGAAGUUCAACGUGAACACGGGCCCCGGCUUUAGAGACACCAAAAUCACUUACCAUGGAGUGGAAGCUUUUGACAUGCCGUCCUUUAACUUGAGUCCCUUCUUUUACCCAGCGGCAAAUUUUAUCAAGAAGGCUUUAAGUUCGCCCAAAGGUAAAGUGUUUGUCCACUGUGCGAUGGGUCUCAGCCGCUCGUCCACUUUGGUCCUGGCCUUCCUGCUGAUCCAUGAGAACAUGACGCUGGUGGACUCCAUCAAAGCUGUCAGCGCCAACAGGAACAUCUCACCUAACAAUGGUUUCCUGGAGCAGCUCCGAGAGCUGGACAAAAAGCUGCACUGCCCGGGAUCAUCGAGGAGCUGCAGUGCCAACGGGGGAACUUGAGACGCAAUCCACCAGUUCAUAAAUGCGUGUUAUACUCUUGUGUUUACAGUAGAUAACAGAGGUAUGCAUAUUUAAAAAAAAACUCCGAUUGUCUUUUCUUUGGAAGACAAAUUACACUUUUUGUGAAGAAAUGAAAGUUGACAGGAUCUGGAGUUUUCGUGUCUUGCGUUUGUGUUUUAUUUUGAAGUCCCCGUCUCUCAUGUCCUCUGUUUCCCUGCACUUCCUGUCCCUGUGAUUGUCUGCCCUGUCCCUGAUUGUUUACACCUGUGUCCAAUCACCUGCACCUGUGUAUUUAAACCCUGUUUGUCUCGUUCCCCACUCUUGGGUUGUCUUGUUGAGUUUGUGUGUGUUUGACCUGUUAUUUUG